UCCGCCUCCGCCUUAUAAGAAGCCCGGGCGCCGGCGGGCAGGGCGGCCCGGGAGGCGGGGACCAGGCCACGGCAGAGUCCAGGGCGCCGCGCCCCACCUGUGGCGGCGGGACGAUCGGCCGGGCGGGGAUGGGCCGCUACUCGGGCAAGACGUGCCGGCUGCUGUUCAUGCUCGUGCUCACCGUCGCCUUCUUCGUGGCCGAGCUGGUGUCGGGCUACCUGGGCAACUCCAUCGCGCUGCUGUCCGACUCCUUCAACAUGCUGUCGGACCUGAUCUCGCUGUGCGUGGGGCUGAGCGCCGGCUACAUCGCCCGGCGCCCGCGCGGGGGCCUGAGCGCCACCUACGGCUACGCCCGCGCCGAGGUGGUGGGCGCGCUCAGCAACGCCGUCUUCCUUACCGCGCUCUGCUUCACCAUCUUCGUGGAGGCCGUGCUGCGCCUGGCCCGGCCCGAGCGCAUCGAUGACCCCGAGCUGGUGCUCAUCGUGGGCGCCCUGGGGCUGGCCGUCAACUUGGUCGGGCUGCUCAUCUUCCAGGACUGCGCCGCCUGGUUCGCCUGCUGCGGCCGCCGCCGCCGCCGCCAGCAGCAGCGGCAUCAGCAGCCGGCGGCCGGGGGCGGCCCUCGCGGCGUCUUCCCGGGUCCCCAAGGCGCCGAGGGCCGCUGGCACGCCGCCGCCCUGCCAGCCCCCGGCCGCGACUCGGCCGUGACCCUCCGGGUGGCCUCGGUGGACGAGAAGGGGGCGACCGUGUUCUCCAACGUAGCAGGUGAUUCCCUGACUACGCAGAAUGAACCAGAAGAGACUAUGAAAAAGGAGAAGAAGUCCGAAGCCCUGAAUAUCAGAGGGGUACUUUUACAUGUGAUGGGAGAUGCCCUGGGGUCGGUGGUUGUGGUGAUUACGGCCAUCAUAUUCUAUGUGCUUCCCCUGAAACAUGAGGACCCAUGUAACUGGCAGUGCUACAUUGACCCCAGCCUGACUGUCAUCAUGGUCAUCAUCAUUUUGUCAUCUGCCUUCCCACUUAUCAAGGAGACUGCUGCCAUUCUGCUGCAGAUGGUCCCCAAAAGCGUCAACAUGGAAGAGCUGAUGAGUAAGCUCUCUGCCGUGCCCGGAAUUAGCAGUGUCCAUGAAGUUCACAUCUGGGAACUGAUAAGUGGGAAGAUCAUUGCCACUCUGCACAUCAAGUAUCAGCAGGACGGGGGAGAUCGGGAUGCCAGUAUAAAAAUUCGAGAAAUCUUCCACAACACGGGAAUCCACAAUGUGACCAUCCAGUUUGAGAAGGUGGACCUGAAGGGGCCCCUAGAGCAAAAGGACUUGCAGUUGCUCUGUAGCUCACCCUGCAUCUCCAAGGGCUGCAGCAAGCAGCUGUGCUGUCCCCCCGGGGCGCUGCCUCUGGCCCACAUCAAUGGCUGUGCCGAGCACAAUGGCUGUCCCCCACUGGACUUGUCCCGGAGUGAUGGCCUUGGGAGACGACAAACAGCAGAAGUGGCUCUUGAAGUAUCUUUGGAAGGUUGUCUGAGUGACCACGGACAAGCUCUUAGCAAAUCUCAGGAGGACUCACGUUAUAUCAACAGCACACAUUUUUAGUUUGGUGCCCACAUCAGUAAGCUGCAUAGGCGAGGCACUUUGGAACCACUAGCUGGGCUUGUGGGAAGAGAUUUGUGGGUCAUAGACUCUGAUCACACUCACAGUGUGCACACGCUCUGUGUUCAAUAGGGGGUUGGCUGUUUGGGAUGUUAGUUGAACUUGUCUGUUAAUUUUUAUGUGACCGAGAACACUUCUACCUUAUCCUGGGUGUUUCAUGCUGCUCUUCAACAGUUUUGUUUGAACAUUUAUUUUCCGAAGCAAACGCACUAGUAUACGUAUCAGGGACAUUGAAGGCUGGGACUCAAUAAUUGUGGACACAGGAUUCAAAGUAGUUUUUGUUUGAAAUUGCUUAGAACUGCUUGCUGACUCUCAGGUGAGCUCAUAGCCAAGCACAUCAAAAAAAACUUAAGAACCAUAAUAGCUAUAUUCUUUUCUAUUCCACUGGGAGAUCAUAAAAGAGGAAAGUUAGGUAGUCCUAUAACUGCAGAAAUUUUUUUCUUUGACUAAUUUUUGAAUAAACGUAAAACAAAUACCUAGUAAGGUAGAAAAUAUUCUCAGAACAUUAGAGGAUGUCAAGUUUAUUGGGGGUGGGGAAAGGCAGGAAGAAAAUGCAUUUUGAUGAUUUCUUCAUUUUGAGAGGUAGAGAGAAAAAGACUUUCUGCUGUGAACUGAACUACAGCUAUAGGAUGUUUCAAAUGUUCAAAUACAUAAGAUGCUUUUUUUUCACUUGGAAGUGUGGGAAUAUUUCUACUUCUUUAAGUAUGACACAGUACUUAUAUACUGUCUUUUAGAGUCAGUCUAGUUAGGACUGUUUUCAUUUAUUGCUUAUUAAUGAUUUACUAAUUUGCCCAAAUUUCCCUUCAGUCUUCUUUUAUAUGAUCACAUUGAUCUAUGUAGCAUUUACCAGGAGAAAAUGAGUAUUUUGGGGAUAGGAAAAUAUAUGGCAUUGAGUAUGCAUUCUUGCCCAAAAAAUAAGCUAGAUUGACUUUCCUUUAAUUAGACAUAUUUUAAAGUAUUUACUAUAGUUGCCAACUAGUAAUUUGAUGGAAAAGUGUAUGUCCAAGGGAGAGAUGAGAAUUAAUUAAAUUGCUGCCUUUAAUGUGUUUCAAGGAGCUUACAUUUUUCUUUUAUGUCUCUUGACCCAUAUCAUCAAGUUCAAAUACAUCUAUUAGAAUCUGAUUUUCGUUCCAUGUACUGGAGAAACAUCUGGCAUGAAUUUAACAAACGUUUAGGCAGCAAUAUUUUCACCAGAACAGUCUCAAAAUAAGUAUAAGAAAACAGGAGGUGCCUCGCUAAAGAACUAGAAUCUUUUUGAUGGGUUGCAAAAUUGACUGUAAAAGAUCAUCCCUCAGGCUCUAAGCAUUGAGUCUGCACAGUUUAGAAUCUUCACAGUUCUCAUCAGAAAUGCUGGAUUGGGAACAGAAAAAGCACCCACAUUUUUCAACACAAACACCAUUUAAAAAACUGUCUUAGUUUUAAAUUCUAAGGCUGAAAUAAAGAAGCAGCUGUGAUGAGUAGAUAGGAAAAUUUUUAUUCCUUGAAAAUUUAUUAUCUGAGUUUAAAUUGGCCAUGAAUUAGGUAAAUAGAAAAAUGCCUAAAUAUGUUUUUAUCCCUAGGAGUUUAUUAAGCAUAUAUACUUAAUAGUAUUAUAUAGUAUGUACUAUAGUGUAUAUAUACUUAAUAGCUACAAUGGGGGUAGAUAUAAAGCAACAUUUUUACUUUUAAUAUUAAAAGCAUGGCAUGUACUCACACAAAACAGAGGAUUCUCUGUGAAACUCACCACAGUAAUCUGUGGACCAAAUUCUCUUGUAUAAAUGUUGGUUGAGAUGCACUGAUUAGAGCCAAAGAAGAAAUGUCUCUCACUUCCAGAUUUGAAGGUCUAAUUUGAUUUCAUAUCAUUCUGCUUUUAUUAAAAGGGAAAAAUUAUAAUUUUAUAAUUUUUUUUGCAGCUGGGUAAAGGAAUGCAUAUUAGUUUACAUCCAAAUAAUGUUCUUUAAUUAAUCUCUAAAGUAUUUUUCUGGAAAGGAAAAGGCUCUUAAUUCCAACAUAAUUAAAUCUAACCUCAGAAAAUUAUCUCGAUGGACAUUUAUGAACAUACCAAAUUAUGGAAUGCAGUCAAUGUGAAAUAGUACCUUUUGAAGACAGUUGGGCUCGGUGUGUUUAAUAAUGUCCAAACAAGCUAAUUAGGUGCAAUAUUUUUCUGUUGGGUUAGGUGCUUGCAUUUGCCACUCAGGCUCUGUGAUGCCUGCUGUAUGGUGUUUUUACUUGGGUUUUACUCUCCCUUUAGUUGUCCUGCAUUUUAAUUCUCCCAAGGAAACAAAAAUAUUUUCUUUUUUCCUUUGAAUGAGCCCUGCAAAGUGGCAGUGGUGCCUAAACAAUACUGUUUUUUUUCCUGAGAUUAGAAAAAUACUGCUACUCAGUUUCGCGUUCCUGUGUGCUUAGGUUAGUUCCAGAAAAUUCUCUCUUUUUUUUUUAGAAACUGAAAAUAAUUUUUUAAGAGUCUAGGGAAUCCUCUGUGUGUCAGAUCAGGACCAGCCAUCAGGUGUUCUAACCUGGGGAAGAGGGAUAGCCUCCUAUUUCUAUGGAAAGAGUCCUUUCCGCAUUAUUUCAGCACCAGCUAUAGGAAAAACUAAGUUUGCUUUUAUUUUCCAACUUUCAACUCUGUUUGUGAAAAUAGAGGUUACUUUUUCUUUUCAUGAUAUUUGUCUGUUAUGAAUGCCCGUGGGGCUACCAGGUUCCAUUGUUGACAGAAAAAAAUAUUAUCCCUUUAAUUUUUUGAUCAAUAAAAUAGGGAGACAUUGAGGAAGAAUUUAGAAUACUCUCCAUGUUUAGUUACGUUUUUUUCCUUCCUUCUUUUUUUUUUUUUUUUUUUUUUGCCACCAGCUGGCCAAACUCUAGUGGAGGUAAAUCAGGAACUUCAAAGUUCAGUAGGAAUGGGUGCUUUGAAUGUCAAAGAAAUCACUGGGGUAGAUUUUGGAUCAUAAUAAACUGCCUUUUGAGGUAGUAAGAGCUUUUGCUAUGCUUCUUCAAUCUCCUUGUCCUUGACAUUUGAACUGGAUAACUCCUUGUUGUGCGGGGCUGUCUUGGCCUUGUAGGAUUUUUAGCAGCAUCUCUUGGCUUCUACCCCCUAGAUGCCAGUAGCAUACCCCCAAGUUGUGACAACCAACAAUGUCCCCAGACAUUGUCACAGGUCCGCUGGGGAGCAGAAUAGCCCCUAGUUCUGAGCCACUGACUUAACCUAAGGGUCUUUGAGGGAUAUUGUUGAUGAAAGCCCUUCCAGGGCCCAGUAAUCCUUUUGAUCUAAUCACUCUGCAGAAUUUGCUCCUUAAAAAAAAUAUUUUUAAAGGCUAGAUAAAACUAUUUAUAAAAAUACAGUCGUCUUUACAUAGAACAAUGUAAUUUGGAAAAUAAAGCCCUUAUAAAUCUGACUAUACAGAUCAGUCAAUAUAACAGUGAAUGAAAUGCUCUCACUGUUCUGUGAUGAUCUCUUCAACUCAUGAAUAUCCUCAGUUUGAUGAACUCACUGCUAAAUGAGAAGGGGUUACAUCAGCACAAUUGAUUCUUGGCGUUAAGGUGUUUAAUUUCCCACCAGUUUUAAACUUGAUGAUAUUUUUUUGUUACUGGUUUCUGACAAACAGCGCAUCUUAGUGCAAUGACAAAUUCGGAUGUUAAAAACAUUUUUUUAUUGUUCAUGACUCACUUAAUCCUUUGCCAAAUCAUAUCCAUUUUUUUCCAAGAGGACAAAAUACAUUUCCUGCUUUUAAAUGAUCCCGCGUGUAAUGUAUCUUCACACUUUUGCAAUUAAAGAUCGCAGAAAAGACUGGUUUAAAAAAAACGAGGAAACGCAACCUAAUUUGGGUUUCUAAUUUAGGCUUAGUAAGCAUGCCUAUUGUAUAGCCCUUGUCGUUCACUUGAUAAAUUGUCACCUAUUUGUGCUUCUGAGUGUAUUUGCAUGUGAUUAGCCACAGGAAUAAAACAGGAAUGAAGCCGUUGAAUUGGGGAACUAGCUGCUCAAAUGGAACUUGCAUCAGACCCUAAUCCUCACUGUAAUCUCAAUGUUCUUAUGAAUUUGCAGUUUAGCUAAUGAAAAUGUGCAUUUUUUUCUGGAACUUUUCAGGUGUUUCAUUCUGGACUUUUUUUGUUUACGUGGAACUUUCUUGCUUAUUGCUAGGUGGAUCAAUGGUCUCCUCUUGGUACAAAGCCAGGCCAGAGACACUGAACCUGCUCUGCAUUCUGAUGGGAAUAACCUGGAAAGGAUGAUGAUUUUCAAGGGAGAAUGACCCCUUUCUGGAGGUCUGAAAUUAUGUUACAGUAUUGUGGAGUUUUGUUGCUUGAGGUCUUCCUUCUGUCCUCACAGGUGAUUUUGCCAAAGUAUAAUUGUCACAUUUGGGGGAAUUAUUAAACUCUAAGAUACAAAGUUUCAAUAACUCAUCGCUAAUUGCAUGUGAAGUCCCCCAGUGAUGUAUGCACAGAUGCAUACCUUUAAAAGUGAAGAUGUUCAAUGGUGCUGUCAAUAAAAAGUUUUUAA
Molecule: messenger RNA, 6108 nt
Organism: Balaenoptera acutorostrata (minke whale)
Lineage: Eukaryota; Metazoa; Chordata; Mammalia; Artiodactyla; Balaenopteridae
Gene: SLC30A10
Product: solute carrier family 30 member 10
Exons: 4
Coding region: 129-1580 (483 amino acids)
Biological process (GO): intracellular zinc ion homeostasis; zinc ion transmembrane transport; detoxification of zinc ion
Cellular component (GO): membrane
Molecular function (GO): zinc ion transmembrane transporter activity
Source: RefSeq, a predicted model, not a curated record